Molecule: messenger RNA, 2324 nt
Organism: Corylus avellana
Lineage: Eukaryota; Viridiplantae; Streptophyta; Magnoliopsida; Fagales; Betulaceae
Product: cysteine-rich receptor-like protein kinase 25
Biological process (GO): protein phosphorylation
Cellular component (GO): plasma membrane
Molecular function (GO): protein serine/threonine kinase activity; ATP binding
Source: RefSeq, a predicted model, not a curated record
AGUUUAUCAGACUCGGAAUUUUCAACAUCGUGCACUUGGGUGCUUGGAAUAUUGAAUUGAACAUCGGAAUGAUGAUCAUAUAGGUUCCGACAUCCGAGAAUAAAAUCUUCCCAUCUUACGUACUACAGAGUCUACAGAGAGGAACAACGAAGAUGUGUUGUUCAAGACUGCUUUUCUUUUUCUGCUUCAUUCUCUUAUAUCCUGUUACUCUCACGUUUGCCCAGAAAGACCCCUACGUCUGCUCUACAAGUGGUAACUACUCCAGUAACAGUACCUACAGGGCAAACCUCAACAGCCUCCUGGCCUCCAUGUCUUCCAACACCGAAAUUGAUUACGGAUUUUACAAAUUCUCCGCCGGAGAAUUCCCCAACAAAGUAAACGCGAUUGCGCUUUGUAGAGGAGACAUCUCUACGGAAGAAUGCCGUAGUUGCGUCAAUGCGUCGAGUCAUGAUCUCUUACAGUAUUGUCCCAACCAGAAGGAGGCAAUCAUAUGGUACUCAACCUGCAUGGUGAGAUAUUCGAACAAACUCAUCUUUGGUGUUAUGGAAGAUAACCCUUUACUUGCCUACUACAACGUACAAAACGUGUCAGACGUUGAAGGGUUCAACCAGGUGCUAAGACCCUUGUUAGAUAGGCUAAGAAACCACGCUGCAUCAGGAAAUUCUACUCGCAAGUUUGCUGCAGCAAGCGCGGCUGCCCCAGACUUUCAAACAAUAUUUGCACUUUUGAUGUGCACUCCUGAUUUGGACGAGCUGGAAUGCAACAGCUGCCUGAGGCGGGCUAUCGAAUAUAUUCCACAAUGUUGUGAUGGAAAGCAAGGAGGGAGAUAUAUAGCACCCAGCUGUGAUUUAAGGUAUGAGAUAUACACUUUCUACGACCCUGCAGCUGAGGAGGCACUACCGCCACCACCAUCCCCACUGUCAUCGCCACCACCAUCCCUCCCAUCAGUUCCACCGUUUCCACCAACAGAAGGAAAGGAAAGAAACUCAUCUCAAUCCGCAGUCAUCAUAACUGUGCCUACUGUUGCUUCUGUUUUACUAAUCAGUUGUAUCUACAUCUUCUAUUUAAGAGUGAGCAGGCAAAGGGAGAAAGAUGAAAUGGAUGAAACGAGUAGCACUGAAUCAUUGCAAUUCGACUUUAGCACGAUUAAAGUUGCUACAGAGGACUUUUCUAUUGCAAAUAAGCUUGGAGAAGGUGGAUUCGGUGCUGUUUAUAAGGGAAGACUUCCAAAUGGACAAGAAAUAGCUGUGAAAAUGUUAUCUAGAGAAUCCGGACAAGGGACUCAAGAAUUUAAUAAUGAAGUCCUAUUAGUGGCUAUGCUUCAACACCGAAAUCUGGUAAAGCUCUUGGGAUUCUGCUUGGAAGGAAAUGAGAAGCUUUUAGUCUAUGAGUUUGUACCUAAUGCAAGCCUUGAUCGCUUCAUAUUUGGUAUGGUUGCACUUCUAGUUAAAUAUCAGAUUUUAUUCAUAAUAAUUUCUUUUCAAUUGAAGUGUCUAGUCUUCAGAAUAUAUUUGCUUAAUAAAAUAGCAUGCUUGCAUGAAUAUGUAGAUCGAAUCAAGCGUGUCCAGUUGAAUUGGGAUAGGCGCUACAAAAUUAUAGAGGGAAUUGCUCGAGGGCUUCUUUACCUUCAUGAAGAUUCUCGACAUCAUAUUAUUCAUCGGGAUCUCAAAGCUAGCAAUAUUCUCUUAGAUGAAGAUAUGAAUCCUAAGAUUUCAGAUUUUGGCACAGCAAGAUUGCUAGAUCAAACUCAAGGCAAUACAAAGAAAAUUAUUGGGACGUAUGGAUACAUGGCUCCGGAGUAUGCAAUGCGUGGGUACUUUUCAGUAAAGUCUGAUGUCUUUAGUUUUGGUGUUUUAGUUUUGGAGAUAAUAUGUGGGCAAAAAAAUAGUUCUUUCACGGAAGGAGAAAAUGUUGAAGGCCUUCUAAGCUAUGCAUGGAAAAAUUGGAGGGAGGGGACAACCUCAAAUCUUAUCGAUCGCACAUUGAGGGCCGGUCCAACAACUCAAAUAAUGAGAUGCAUCCACGUUGGUUUACUAUGCGUUCAAGAAAAUGUUGUUAAGAGACCAACAAUGGCUUCAGUCGUUCUCAUGCUUAGUAGCUAUUCCAUCACUCUAUCGGUACCAACAAAACCUCCAUUUCUCAUGUACAGCACCAUUGGACCAAACCUUUCAUCCCAAUCGCAAAAUAGAUUAGAAGUGAUAAAGUCAAAUCCAUGUCGAAGCAGUUCUGUCGAUGCCUCAAUAAAUGAGGCUUCAAUUACUGAGUUAUAUCCUCGCUAGCAUUUGAGAGGAGAAAUGUUUUACCAUUUUUGUUUUGAAAUACAA